CCGGGCGGCCGAGCGGAGGCGCGGCGGAGACACGAGCCCGGAGCGGCGAGCCGGAGUGGGGCCGUGGACCCUGGCCCUGAGAAUAGCGAGGGCCUCUGAGAGCCGCCCCCAGGGGCUGAUGCGCCGGGUGGGGCGCUGCCCCCGAGGGCGAGGGCGAGAGCCGCCCGCAGAUUGAGCAAUUUGGGAACGGGCGGGCGGAGCGCGGGCAAGCCGGGCGCCCAGGACGGUCCCGCGGCCGGCCUCGCCUUCGCCCUCUCGGGCCUGAUCCGCGCGGCUGGCAGUGCCAGGUUGGUCUGUGGGGUAGCCUGUUGCAGUGACGAAGGUCUCCCAUAUGACACUCACAGGAAGCUUUGAGGAGCUCUGCCUUGGAGGACCUUGGUUGGGGCUGAUGGAGCGCUGGGCUCCCCACACCCUCUCUGUCCACAGUUGAGAUUUUGGUGGAUUUGGGCUGCAGCCCAGACCUGAAUCUCCUGCUGCUGACCCAGCUUUGGAGGCACUAGCAAGAGCCCUGCACCACCCACUGCCCCCCAGGGACCACCCCUCCUGCCAGGGGCCGGGAGCUGGAGAGUGACUAUGCGGCUUGGGCUCUGUGUGGUGGCCCUGGUUCUGAGCUGGACACACCUCACCGCCAGCAGCCGAGGGGUCAAGGGGAAGAGGCAGAGGCGGAUCAGUGCUGAGGGGAGCCAAGCCUGUGCCAAGGGCUGCGAGCUCUGCUCCGAGGUCAACGGCUGCCUCAAGUGUUCACCCAAGCUGUUCAUCCUGCUGGAGCGGAACGACAUCCGCCAGGUGGGCGUCUGCUUGCCGUCCUGCCCGCCUGGAUACUUUGAUGCCCGAAACCCCGACAUGAACAAGUGCAUCAGAUGCAAGAUUGAGCACUGCGAGGCCUGCUUCAGCCACAACUUCUGCACCAAGUGUCAGGAGGGCCGCUAUUUACACAAGGGUCGCUGCUACCCAUCCUGUCCUGAGGGCUCCACCCCCACCAAUGGCACCAUGGAGUGCAGCAGUCCUGCACAAUGUGAAAUGAGCGAGUGGUCACCGUGGGGGCCCUGCUCCAAAAAGAAGAAGCUCUGUGGCUUCCGGAAGGGCUCUGAGGAACGGACACGCAGAGUGCUCUAUGCACCUGGUGGGGACCACACCAUCUGCUCUGACACCAAGGAGACCCGGAGGUGCACGGUGCGGAGGACGCCGUGUCCUGAUGGGCAGAAGAGGAGGAAGGGCAGCCAGGGACGGCGGGAGAACCCCAACAGGAACCCGGGCAGGAAGGAGAAUGGCCUGAGCUCUCGGAGACGCAAGGGGCAGCAGCAUCUGCCACAGCAGCCACAGCCGGGGACAGUGGGACCACUCACAUCUGCUGGGCCCACCUAAGCACAGUGCCCAGCCUCCAGGCACAUGCCAAAGAGCUUUGUGCGGCUUUGUGUGAGAAACACUUCCCAGAACUGAACCAUCGGGGGCAGUGUGUACACACACACUCCAUUCAUCCAUGCACUCACAGACAUGUCUACAUGUGCAACCAGACAUACACACCCAUGUGCGCGCGCACACACACACACACACACACACACACACAGCUGAGGCCAUCCUGUGGCCCUGCAGUACACAAUUGGAAUAUGAUGCACACAGUGCAUGUGUCAGACCAUUUGUUAGCAUCCAAAUACCAGCUUGGUAGGGUGGGACGUCCUGGAGAAGCUGUUGGGAUUGCACUGCCAGGUGUGAUGGACCAGCCAAAGCCUGAGGACUUCUGAGGGAGAAGAACUCAUCCUGCCUUGUUCAGCAUGCCAGCUGUGUGACUUUAUCUUGGGGAGCAUCCCUAUGCAUCCGUGAUACAUUAUCAGGACUGACCUGACUCAAAAAACUGCUUAAAGGUUUAUUUCAAAUUAAAAAAAAAAAAGAAAGAAAGAAGAAAGAACAGUAGCCCUAGGUACCAUGUUCUGUUUCAGGGUGCAAGGAUGGGGGUAGGGAGCAGGGCUGAUUUCUAGAGGCCCCUGAACAGCCUCUGCAACAAGGAUCCCGAGUAGGAGGAACACUUCAGGAAAAUUCUGAGAGCAGUACCCAGGUCCUCUUCAUUCUCACUACUCAGAAUGUGCUCUGUGAAGUGACACAAUAUUGUCACCAAGCACUUGUUAGAAAUGAGAGUCUAAGGUCCCAUCCCUGACUGGAUAAAACAGGGUAUGCAUUUUCACAGGGGUCCUCAUGAGAUCAGGAAGCGAAAGGCUCUGGGCCAGCUCGAAAGCACGCUUUCCAUCUGGGAGGGUCUGUGAAGGGAAGAGGAGGCUCGGGCUCCCAGUGGUGGCUAGGGAUGGGUGGCCCUGCAGAAGGGCAAGGCAGUGGGAUGCCUUCUGUGGCGUGCUAGUUUCCACUGGCAUCAGUCAAUGUGUCGGGGGUUGGUUGGUUUCCAGAGAGACCCAGCUUGUUCUCAUAGGCCUCACAGGUCAGUGGAAGAGACAGGCCUGCCUCAGUAAUCAUACAAAUAAGUGCAUGAAUGUGACAGACUGAGUCAGGGCAAGCAAACGCUGGUGCAUGCAUAUUUCUAUGAAUGUGAAUACAAUCAGGUACUGAAGUAAAGCUUUAUCUCAGCAAGGUUUUCUCAGGAGGAGGUGAGAGCUGAGCCAUUC
This is a messenger RNA of Octodon degus (degu), 2612 nucleotides long. It is a transcript of the gene Rspo1, whose product is annotated as R-spondin 1. The transcript has 6 exons. Lineage: Eukaryota; Metazoa; Chordata; Mammalia; Rodentia; Octodontidae. The record is from RefSeq and is a predicted model, not a curated record. Bases 574 to 1365 code for a protein of 263 amino acids.